UGGGAACUGAGAGUGAAAUACAUCAAGAAUGCGUCAACAGACGUCUCCAGACCGUGCACCGUUCACCAGCGAGCACUGUGACGGAGCGGCUGGGCUGCACGUAAUCAGCCUGCACCGCCCCAGUCAUGCUCGCGCUGGCAAAGCUGCAUGUCCUGCAAGUAAGCGAGCCUUGUCUGCUGCGUUGCUCUCGCAGCCCAGCCCCAUGUUGUCAUCAUCAAAUCCCUUUGCUUGCCCCGCUCACUUCAUCACACUUACAAGCUUGUUGUUUUUGACGAUCCUUUGCUUUUACGUGUGCACGCCAGCUGGUUGUAGGUCGAUGCUCUUGACGCCAUACGUCCAGAACCCCUCAGCUCAGCCCCGCGCACGUGGCCGUUGACUUAGCGUGCACGUGAUACGUCAACUACGACCACCGCACACAGGCCGCCCUGCUACCCAUGACUCGGCGUCGCCUUGAUGCGACGGAAUACACUGUGGGAUGGAUAUGCGCGCUGCCUGUCGAGCUAGCCGCAGCGCAGGUGAUGCUCGACGAAGAACAUGACGGCCAUCAUUCGACCCAGUACACGCUGGGCCGCAUAGGUAACCACAACGUCGUUCUGGCAUGCUUACAGGCCGGCCGAAUGGGAAUCGGCCCUGCUGCGUUCAGUGCAGGACAUCUUGCAUCUACGUUCCCGUCAAUUCGCCUCGGGCUGAUGGUGGGCAUCGGUGGCGGAGUUCCAAGUGCAGCAGACGUGCGACUGGGAGACGUCGUGGUCAGCCAACCGGUGCUACAGCAUAGCGGAGUGGUGCAAUAUGACUUUGGCAAGACAGGAAAGGACGGACAACUGACGCGGACCGGGUCCAUGAACGCGCCACCGAAGGCGCUGCUUCACGCUGUCACUCAGCUGAGGGCACGCCGCUAUCAGGGCACCCAAGGCCGCGAUUCUUUUUCAACUCAUCUAGCAGCCUUCGACAAGAUCCCAAACUUCACUCGCGAGAAAGCUGGGUCUGACGUUCUGUACAAGGGAACGUAUCAACAUGACGGCGGAGCGACGUGUGAGCUGUGCAGCGAGGACCAGAUCCUGCCCCGUAUGGCUCGAGAGUCGGACGAGGAAGUGACAAUCCACUACGGCACAAUAGCAUCUGGCAACCAGGUGAUCAAGGACGGGCUAACGCGAGAUCGACUGAGCAAAGAGCUUGGCGGCGUGCUAUGCUUUGAGAUGGAAGCGGCAGGCCUAAUGAACGACUUUUCGUGCCUUGUAGUGCGAGGCAUCUGCGACUACGCCGAUUCGCACAAGAACAAGGCGUGGCAGCCGUAUGCUGCCGCGACUGCAGCAGCAUGUGCAAAAGACAUCUUGUCACUUGUACCCGCGCCAGAGGUCGUGAAAGCUGCAGUGGCGAGCAAAGCUACGUACCACGUCCCCUUCAGCCUGAAGAAUGUGCCUGUGGGAAAGUUUGCAGAGCGACCGCGAGACACGGAAGCACUAGAGCGAGUACUACUACCGCAAGACAACGUAAAGCAACGGCGAUUGCUUGCGGCCCACGGACUGGGUGGCGCGGGCAAGACACAGCUUGCAGCCAACUUCGCUCGGAGACACCAGAACCGCUUUACUUCGGUGCUGUGGUUGGAUGGGAGCAGCGAAAGUAACCUCAAGCAGAGCUUUGCAGCAUUUACAAGCCGUAUCCCGGAAGGCCAGAUUCCCGAGACUAGCAGGCUUUCUGCCGCUACCCAGGGCAGCGACAUCGACAUGGUAGUGAGAGACGUGCUAGCAUGGUUGAGCGUGCCGGAAAAUAGCGACUGGCUGCUGAUAAUUGACAACGUGGAUCGGGACCAUCGACGGUGUGAAGAUCUAGAGGCGUACGAUGUGCAAGACUAUCUACCCGAGGCUGACCAUGGAUCGGUACUGAUCACAACCCGUCUUCCCCAGCUGGGCCAGCUCGGAGAGGGUUGGGAGGUGAGAACAGUAGACAAAGAACAAGCUCAAGCCAUCUUCAAGACAUGGUACGGUAGAAGCGUUCCCCGAGAGGGAGAUGAGUUACUAGAGCUGCUCGAUGGGCUACCUCUGGCUUUGACACAGGCCGCAGCGUACAUGAAUGAGACAGGCACGAGUUUCAAUACUUACACUCGUUUGUACAAAGAGCAGUGGCGGGAGCUGAUGAAAUCGCGUGAUGGCGGAGAUAUCCCGCUACGGAGUUACGCAAAUGGUAGUGUGGCAACCACCUGGAUGAUGUCCUACACAGCUCUCCGACAUAGUAAUGAGGCAGCUGCGAAUCUGUUGCUAUUGUGGGCGCAUCUGAACAACACGGACUUGUGGUAUGGGAUGCUGGCUAAUGUAUCGCGGCACCCACCGACUGCAUCCGCGGAGCGAAAGGCAGCACGCUUUAAAGCUUCCAGGCUAAUGGUGGCAUGGCUUGGAGACAUCGCUUGCAGCGAAACUGCGUUUAUAGAGGCUAUCAGGACGCUCCGAAGCUACUCUCUAGUGGCAGCUGGAGAUGAGACGGGCUACUCAACGCACCCGGUAGUGCACCAGUGGGCACUACACAUCCAAGACGACGGUCAGCUGAUCGUGUUUUCGCGGCUAGCAAUUGGGCUCGUCGGCUGGGCACUGCCAUCUGACGGCGAGAAGCAGUACUGGGAGUCUCAAGCGCGGCUUCUUCCACACGCUGAACGGUGUGCGAAGAAGGUAGUGAGAGAGAUCUCGAGGAUUCCAAGAGGCGGGGUUGAGUCUCGCGCAAACGCUGACGAUGAGGACACAUUACUGGUCGCAGUCUGCAGUCUGGGUAGUCUCUAUCGCGAACAGUCCAAUUUUGAAACGGCAGAGUUGAUGUACACACAAGCGCUGGAAGGCUUCACAAAAAGGGACGUCGUGGCAGAUCGUUCCUCCAUGUUGCGCUUAUUUAACGGCCUAGGAAUGCUCUACGAAGAACAAGGGAACUUUGAGAAAGCGGAGGCAAUGUACACACAAUCACUAGAUGGCUCUAUGGAGAUGUAUACGGCAGAUCAUCUGGAGACCCUCAUCGUAAUGAACAACUUAGCCAACCUGUACCGAAGGCAGGACAGGCUCGAUAAGGCCGAGGAGAUAUUCUUGCAGGUGCUAGAGGGGUUCAAAAAGACACCAGGGGCUUUUUUGCUCCAGCAAGUCGUGGUCAGCAAUUUAGCCCAUACCUACGCUCGUCAAGAAAAGCUCGAUAAAGCAGAGGAGACAUUUUUGCAGGUGCUAGAGGGGUAUAAGAAGACGCUAGGGGAAGAUAGUAUUACAACGCUAGAGACGGUCGCUCAUUUAAGUAUGCUCUACCUCGAGCGGGGAAAGCUAGAUGAGGCGGAAGGGAUGUUUGUUCAGAUAAUACCUGAGUUUCAAAAGAGGGUAGGGGAAAAUCACGACCUUAUACUAGGUUUAUUCGAGGGCCUAGGCGACCUCUACAGGGCACAAGGAAACCUAGAAAAGGCAAAAGAAACGUAUUUGCGGGCACUAAACGGGCACAAAAACGCACAGGGACCAAAAGGAAUCUAUACUCGCUUACCAGCUCUCAGGACUAUUUGGAGCCUUCAUAGACUAUCUGAACAGAUGGGUCACAAGGAAGAUGCAAGAGCGUGGUGCGGAAAAUUGCUCUCGGGCUUCGAGAAGGUUUAUGGGCAAGAUGAUCACAAGUGUCAGCAAUUGCGGGACAGACUCAUCUGGCUGGACAAGACUGAGGAUGACGGGGAAGAGGACGGCGGCGACGUUCGGUGCGAGAAUGUAGGACCAGAGCAGGUCGCUCUCCUGGAUACUGGUCAUUCACAGCUUACGCGUACGUCAAGGCGGCAUCGAGUACUGAGGAAGCUAGGCUGGAGGGGAGCAUGAGGCUGGCAGUGGAAUUCGCGAGUAUUGAAGCGUUCAUCGUAUGAGAAGAACUUCUAGAACUGGUGAAUUAAUUAUGAAA
Boeremia exigua is the source of this 3897-nucleotide messenger RNA. RefSeq lists its product as uncharacterized. NCBI's taxonomy places the organism in Eukaryota, Fungi, Ascomycota, Dothideomycetes, Pleosporales, Didymellaceae. Gene Ontology annotation, molecular function: ADP binding; catalytic activity; protein binding. The transcript has a single exon. Gene Ontology annotation, biological process: nucleoside metabolic process. The record is from RefSeq and is a predicted model, not a curated record. Bases 435 to 3818 code for a protein of 1127 amino acids.